This is a messenger RNA of Sardina pilchardus (European sardine), 1861 nucleotides long. It is a transcript of the gene c1qtnf5, whose product is annotated as C1q and TNF related 5. The transcript has 3 exons. Bases 43 to 789 code for a protein of 248 amino acids. Lineage: Eukaryota; Metazoa; Chordata; Actinopteri; Clupeiformes; Clupeidae. Gene Ontology annotation, molecular function: protein binding. The record is from RefSeq and is a predicted model, not a curated record.
ACUGCUACUGUCUAUACAGACAACGCCUGGAGCUCACAAGUGAUGUCACCCUCCGAGAAAUGGUCACUCUCUCUGCUCAUCUUGCUGCUCGCAAGUGUUUCGCACGAGCUCGAUGACAACAAGAUCCCCAGCCUGUGCUCUGGUAGUCCAGGUAUCCCAGGAUCCCCCGGGAUGCACGGCAGCCCCGGGGCGCCAGGGAGGGAUGGCAGAGACGGGCGCGACGCCCAAGCCGGGGCACCAGGGGAGAAAGGAGACCGGGGGGAAACAGGCCAGACUGGUUCCAGGGGCCUCACUGGGGACCAUGGCGACCCGGGGCCCAAAGGUGAACAGGGAAAAGAUGGGGAGUGCGCUGUGGCCCCUAAGUCCGCCUUCAGCGCCAAGCUGUCAGAAGCCAGGGCGGUGCCGGUCGCAGGGAGCGACGCCAUCCGAUUCGAUCGGAUCGUGCUAAACGAGCAGGGUGACUACAACGCCGAGACGGGCGUGUUCACCUGCCGAGUGCCGGGCGUGUACUACUUCAGCGUCCACGCCACGGUGUACCGCGCCAGCCUGCAGUUUGACCUGAUGAAGAACGGCUUCGCGCUGGCCUCCUAUUUUCAGUUCUUUGGGAACUGGUCCAAGCCGGCCUCACUGUCGGGGGGAACGCUGACGCACCUGAUUCCUGGCGAUAAAGUCUGGGUUCAGAUGGCCCUGGGAGAAUACAACGGCUUCUAUUCCAGUCCCAAAACAGACAGCACAUUCACAGGAUUCUUGGUGUACUCAGACUGGAAAAACUCGGCUGUGUUUGCAUAGCUUCUUAGCUGAGAAUUAUGCAUUUUUGUGUCCAUUUAUGUAAUAGCCUAUACUGUGGCACUGAGUGUGAUCAUACUUCUUUGGGUUCUGUUUCAAAGAUACUUGAAAGGCACAAACCAUGAGACUGCAGAAAGCAAAGUCAGGUCAGAAUAAACAUUAUCUUGAGAUAACUCUUGAGUGAUUUAAACACUCAACAGCUCUUCAAUUUAAUCCAUGAAAUGCUUCGAUUGCCUCAUUAUCUUUGUACUGUACAGCUUUUUUGUUUACAUCAAGGCCAAAACAUACAGUUCAGUGCAGGGCCCAAGGUCAUGUUUGAAUAGUUUUAUUCACUCACUUCCUGUUAUGAUCAUGCAGAAAGACAUCUUGAGAGGGUCGCUGGUGGUCAGUUAGACAUGCAAGCUGAAGAUGGCUCGGUUCCAUCCCGCUAACAGUUAUUAUGCAAGAAGAGACAUUGAAAUACUGCUCUGUUUGGCUGCACUCUUGAAAUCGAUCCAAUAAAGCAAACGAAGGAGGAUAUAUAAUUGCCAGCAGUAAAACCUUAACAAUGUCUGUAAUUCAAAUACUUGGCAAAGACACAUCAGUACCAAAUGCACCAUCCUGACUCGGGCUUCUCUCUCUCAUUCAACCUGAAAAUUGUGUUCUUCUGUCAAACCAUAUUCUAGCCUGUUGCCUGAUCUUGUUUAUGAAUUCACUUAGUAAGAUACAGUUUUUACAAACUGUUUACAAAUGACUUGUCAUAAGAACUAUUGAAGUGCAGCAUCAUUGCCUUCAACAGUCCCAUAUUACUUUAAUGAGAAGAUGUUUUGAUCUACAGUAAUUGAGAAGAUGCUGCAACACAGUGUAUUCUAGAAAUACCAUUAGACAAUGUUCUUUAGACUUUGUUGGACUAUUGUGGUCUGUUUUACCAUUAUUACCCAUUUAUUGUGAUACUGUUAGAAAAUGGUACAUGGAAAAGAUGAGUGUUUAGGGGGCACUCUCAAUGGUGCAAUGAUUGGACAAGUUAUUGUGUCUAACUUGUUAAGCAGCUGUAUUCCACUGUAAUAUACAUCAGAUUAAAACUUUUAUGUUAUGA